UAUUUCUGCUAAACUGCAGGUCGGACGCGCGUCCCCGUACAGCGCUAUGUGAGGAAAUGUGUUUGUGAAGCAGUGUGAACGCGCCAAUCUCAACUCCAGACUCAUUCUGUGCUUUCAGUCUCUUUUAUCUCACACACUCCGUUUCCCUCCUCUUCGUCUCUCUUCAGCCUCAUGUUCACACCACCGCCAAGCCGGAGCUGAUUCCCUUUUCAUCCGACACUGAGAGCCCGCUGCCGGGGGCCGGCGGUGUCUACAGAGCGGUGCCAGGAUGAAGUUUUGGGGACCAUGUUUGUUUGGAUUUUAUAUUUGUGCAGCGAUGCUUUUUAAAGGAUCCCUGCAGGGAGAACACCAGAGGAGGCUGUACAAAGAGCUGCUGGCUAACUACAACCGACUGGAGAGACCUGUGGUCAAUGACUCAGCAGCCAUCCUGGUGGAGCUGGGCCUCACACUGCUGCAGAUCAUAGACGUGGAUGAGAAAAACCAAGUGCUGAUGACCAACGCUUGGCUGCAGCUGUACUGGACAGACAUCUACCUUAGCUGGAAUCCAGAAAACUACCCCGGUGUCCAGAACCUACGAUUCCCUUCAGACCAGAUCUGGACCCCUGACAUCCUCCUUUACAACAGUGCGGACGAGCGGUUUGAUGCCACCUUCCACACCAACGUACUGGUAAAUGCGUCAGGUUACUGCCAGUACAUCCCCCCUGGGAUCUUGAAGAGCACCUGCUACAUUGACGUGCGUUGGUUCCCCUUUGACGUCCAAAAGUGCGACUUGAAGUUUGGCUCCUGGACGCACAACGGCUGGCUGCUGGACCUCCAGAUGCUGGAUGUGGACACAUCCACCUAUAUACCCAACGGGGAGUGGGACCUUGUGGGUGUGCCAGCCAAGCGCAACGAGCUGUACUAUGAGUGCUGUAAGGAGCCCUACCCUGAUGUGACAUUCACGGUCACCAUGCGCCGCCGGACGCUUUACUAUGGCCUCAAUUUGCUCAUCCCAUGUGUGCUGAUCUCUGGCUUGGCCCUGCUGGUCUUCCUGCUACCAGCAGACUCUGGAGAAAAGAUUUCUCUGGGCAUCACUGUGCUCCUUUCGUUAACUGUCUUCAUGCUUCUGGUAGCAGAAAUCAUGCCUGCCACGUCGGACUCUGUUCCUCUCAUCGCCCAGUACUUUGCCAGCACCAUGAUGAUAGUGGGAAUGUCUGUGGUGGUGACAGUUAUAGUCCUGCAGUUUCACCAUCAUGACCCUCAGGGAGGCAAGAUGCCCAAGUGGGUUCGCGUGGUUCUGCUGAACUGGUGUGCAUGGUUUCUCCGUAUGAAACAACCUGGCGAUGAGCGCAAGCGGCCUGUUUACAGCUACCGUCACACCUCCCAGCACCACACCAGCACCAGCUCUCUAGAGAUGGGCACUGUACCAAGCCUCACUAUGCCCCUCUCACAGACAUCCUGCCCACCUUGCCCCACAGGCACCACCAACGGUUCCAUGAGCCACUACUUCGGCAAUUACCACCCCAUAGAGAGCCCACACUGCCCACCUUCUAGCGACUCCGGGGUAGCACUAGGAGGACGUGCCCGUGGCUCCCUCAGUGAUGAGGCUGAGCCCCCUGGAGGAGUUGGCAGUGGUGUUGGAGGCCUGGGGAUGGGAGUUGGACCUGGUAUGGGAGUCAGCAUUCCCCCACCAGAGAUCCAGCGCAUCUUGGAUGAGGUGUCAUACAUAGCCCAGCGGUUCCGUGACCAGGACAAGGCUGAGGCCAUCUGCAGCGAGUGGAAGUUUGCAGCAGCGGUGGUGGACCGGCUGUGCCUGGUGGCCUUCUCUCUCUUCUCCAUCAUUUGUACCUUCACCAUCCUUAUGUCAGCACCCAACUUCAUAGAGGCCGUCUCCAAGGACUUCACAUAGCUGUUUGCAGCAGCAGCAGGAGAGAGAGAAGGAAAACAGCAGAAUAUUAGGUUUAAAGAAGAGAUUAAGAGAGAAAGUGGAUGUGGGAAGGAAACAAUGAAGGGUGGAGUAUGUGGUUCUCAACCUACAGUCUGGGCACCCCAUUGGAAAGGAGCUGGGCGACACAGUGUUUCAUGAGAAAAUUUAACUCAAGAAACUCAAGAAUGUAAAUGGAGCCUUGCAGCUCUGCUAAGCUGCUGAAUUGAGCCAAUCAGGAAACAGAAUAUUCAUGAUUGAUAAAUAAGUAAUAACAAAGACAAAUCAUUAUGUGACAUUAGCACAUUCCAAAUUAAGAAUAGAAACAUACAUUCAUUGUCACACUCUGUCCUAAUGUCGGAGACAAACUGUUCAUAUCUAGAAUAGCAAAAUAGGUUGGGCAUGCAGACUAAACAGCAAACCUGGGGAGACUAGAGGCAAAAGGUUGGGAAUCAUGGGGCAGUAGAGGAGUACACUGUGUAGAUUUUCUUUUUUACAUUAAGUAAGAUAUCAGUAAGGUGAAGAUAAUGUGGCAGCUAAUUGUCUUCACCCUGAAAACAGUGUAAAUAUCAGUGUUUUAUCUGCACUAUUCAUUUAGAAAGCUGCUUAAUUUACUGCACAAUGACUCAUACAGCACCACAGUCCACCUCACUGCUUUUUCUCUAGUUCAUUUCACUCAUCGCAACUAUUUUUGUCCUGUAUGUACAAAUCCACACACACACACACACACACACACACACACACAAUUUCCAAAUAUCACCUCAGUUUGGGUUCAUGCCAAUUGUUCACCUUCUUAACUCUUAGUACGGAAAUUAGGCUUUUUCUGAUGAUGUACCAUCCCCGUAAUGAUAUUGGUUAGUUAAUAAAAUGAGAUGUUUCACUGUAAAUUUAAUUGUUUUGGCUUUCAUACUUCGAUCACCAUACCAUUGGACACAACUUCAUUUGCUUUUAGGAAUGC
This is a messenger RNA of Sander lucioperca (pikeperch), 2861 nucleotides long. RefSeq names its product neuronal acetylcholine receptor subunit alpha-7-like. Gene Ontology annotation, molecular function: transmembrane signaling receptor activity; acetylcholine-gated monoatomic cation-selective channel activity. Gene Ontology annotation, biological process: signal transduction; regulation of membrane potential; chemical synaptic transmission. Gene Ontology annotation, cellular component: synapse; postsynaptic membrane; neuron projection. NCBI's taxonomy places the organism in Eukaryota, Metazoa, Chordata, Actinopteri, Perciformes, Percidae. The transcript has 9 exons. The record is from RefSeq and is a predicted model, not a curated record. Bases 269 to 1888 code for a protein of 539 amino acids.